GUUUAUUUAGCAAAUGCUUCGUAAACAAAACUCGGACAUCAUUCACAAAUUUAAUUCAUUCUUAUAAAUCCUUCAUUCAUUAUGUCUCAUCCCAUAAUUGACUUUGAGAGCUCGAGAGAAAAGGAGAAGAAGAGACAACAGGAAAGAGAAGCGAGGAAUUAUAUACUUGAGAAGGCCAAGAAUGAGUUUGAAGUCAGGAAGGCGAGGGAGGAGGUAGCCCGGCAGAGAGGGGAGCACACGUGGAUGCUCUCGUCUGUGGAGGCGAACCUUGAUAGCUCCAAGAAGAAAAAGAAGAAAAAGGAAAAGAAGAAGAAGAAGAAGAAAGAGAAGAAAGCCAAGAAGAGCAAGAAACAUGACUCAUCGUCCUCAAGCAGUAGCAGUGAAGAUGAAGAAGGUGCAUGGGUUGAAAAAUCAACUCCCUCGGCUUCAAUUCCCGCGUCGGUUAAAGAAACCACAGAACAGGAAUCGUCUGCACCUCAGGGCAAGAGAGAUGGCUGGAUGGAGAUGACAUCGUUGUUUGGGACUUUCACCCGUGAUGAGAUGAGGGAGAGAGAGGGAACCUGUCGGAAGAAGGCCAAGGAAGAGGAAGAGGCAAGGAAGAGAGAAGCAAAUAAGCCUGGUUCACACGCUCGUGAGCUGAACCCAUACUUCAAGAACGGCGGGACAGGUUUGCCCGAAGAAGAGCCGCAGCAAAAGGUUUCUGUUGGACUAGAUGCCGCUUGGCUGCGCAGGGCUCUCCAGCGCGCAAAGGAGCAAGCAGAGAAGGAAAAUAAGUCACUGGAGGAGGUUGCGGCUCAGAGAUGGGGUUCCCUUGCCAAAUUCCACGAGCUCUUAGCAGAAGCAGAAGGGCGAGGGAGGAGUCGCCAGGAGGAGCCAUGGCAACAGGGAAGACGAAAUCGAGACAGACUGGAUGAUAGGCACGGUGACCGAAGGAGGAGUAGAAGCAGGGAGAAGAGUAGAAGAGAUCAGAGGAGCAGAAGUAGGGAAAGACAAAGAAGGAGCAGAAGUAGAGAGAGACAAAGGAGGAGUCGAAGCAGAGAGAGAAGGCGAAGCAGAAGUAGAAGCAGAGACAGGCAGAGAAGAAGCAGAAGUAGAGAAUAUGACAGGAGGAAAGAAAAGAGUAGACAUAGGAGAUACAGUAGCAGUUCCAGCAGCUCUGAUAGUGAAAGUGACAGCAGAAGUAGAAGUGGAAGUAGGAAGAGAGAAGAUAUGAGAAGACCUAAAGAGAGCCAAGAAGAUAGAGAAGGUGGAAUAAGGAAUAUAAAAGGGCUCUUAAAACCUCCGAGUGAUGAUUCUGUUCAUGAUAAACAUUCCUCCAGUCUUGCUUCAAGGUUCCAGAAACCAGGGGAAGGAAACAGUUUUAGAAAUAUGAGCUCAGCAUCAUCUAGCAGUUCACGAGGUUGGCAGAAAAAACAAAGACCACAAGAGGAGAGUCAGAGGGAAAGAACUGCAAGUAGAAAGCCAGUUUCUUCUUCAUCGUCAUCCUCAUCUUCAAGUGAAUCUGAAGAGGAACCCCCACAAAAGGUUGAAAAUAUACGAGAAAAAGAACGAGUCGAAGAAACUGUCACUGAAGGUCCAGCGCCUCAAGCCAAAUUGUUGACAGACAAGGAAAUGAAUGAGUUAGCAGCAAAAAUUAUGAAGGCAGAACUUAUUGGAAAUGAGCCACAAGCAGCAAAACUCAAAAAGAAGCUGGAAGUAGCUCGUGCAGCCAGGGCCAGUGCCCCACAAGGAAGCAGGGAAGAUGACGAAGCCCAAACAAAGGAGGAGGUUGUUGUCUUGACGAGGAUGGAUGCCAGAGGUGAGUGCGGAGAAAAAGAACGAGUCGAAGAAACUGUCACUGAAGGUCCAGCGCCUCAAGCCAAAUUGUUGACAGACAAGGAAAUGAAUGAGUUAGCAGCAAAAAUUAUGAAGGCAGAACUUAUUGGAAAUGAGCCACAAGCAGCAAAACUCAAAAAGAAGCUGGAAGUAGCUCGUGCAGCCAGGGCCAGUGCCCCACAAGGAAGCAGGGAAGAUGACGAAGCCCAAACAAAGGAGGAGGUUGUUGUCUUGACGAGGAUGGAUGCCAGAGGUGUAUGCAGGCCUGUAUCAGGGUCAGUUGAAAAAGGUGACGGAAAGAGGAAGAAGAAGAUGAAAACUCACGACAAAGAUGGCCAGAGGACAAAAUAUUUCCCCGAUGAUGAUCAGUAUGACCUCAAACGCAUGUUUGAGAAGGAGAAGGGAACCUCUGCUGCAGAUCAGAACUCGCUCUUUGAACGUUCAGCAAUGCACAAUAGCGAGAAACUCAAUGAGGAGUAUGACCUGGAUGACAUGUUCAUGAGUAAGGCUGUUCAAAAGGAGAGUUCUGCCAAACAAGCGGAAAGAGAUCGACAGAAGGCCAUUGAUGACCUCAGGAAAUCUCUAGUCAGAAUGUUCAAUUCUCGUGACGAAGAUUGCAUAUUCUUUGAGACGGUGAAACGGCUGAGAAAUUAUCCGCACAUGGUCAUCAACUGCGUGCCUCUGCCAAAGGAAAUGGGGGAUAUGGCUCCUAUUUACUUUAAGAAAGCAAUCAUGGAGUGUGAAGCAGAGUGGGCACAAAACAAGAAACUGGUCGACUUGAAGAACCGCAGUGUACGUUCCGCAGUGCCCAAAGGAUUGCCUUACUUCUUUGUUGACUUUGCCAUGGAUCCGGGAUAUGCUCACGUGAUUGAAGACGAGCAGGAUUUCCCGCAUAACUUCGCUCAAGAAAUUGUUGGAGGGAUGUUGGACUUGGAGAAUAACCUGUGGCGAAAACCACGCAAGGAGAAUUUCGAUCAACAGAGGAGGAAAGUAAUGGAGUUUGGUGGUUGGUACAAGGAGUUUGAUCCCACGCAAGAUAAUUAAAUAUUUAUUGAUGCAGUAUGUUUUUAUUUCUAUCUCUAUUUUUCAGUGAUAAGACUUUUAUAAUAGGAGAAAUAAAAGUGGUUGAAUUA
This is a messenger RNA of Penaeus indicus, 2948 nucleotides long. Its product is annotated as CWF19-like protein 2. Gene Ontology annotation, cellular component: post-mRNA release spliceosomal complex. Gene Ontology annotation, biological process: mRNA splicing, via spliceosome. Bases 82 to 2859 code for a protein of 925 amino acids. The record is from RefSeq and is a predicted model, not a curated record. NCBI's taxonomy places the organism in Eukaryota, Metazoa, Arthropoda, Malacostraca, Decapoda, Penaeidae. The transcript has 17 exons.